Molecule: messenger RNA, 3753 nt
Organism: Cyclopterus lumpus (lumpfish)
Lineage: Eukaryota; Metazoa; Chordata; Actinopteri; Perciformes; Cyclopteridae
Product: endophilin-A2-like
Exons: 9
Coding region: 123-1229 (368 amino acids)
Biological process (GO): synaptic vesicle uncoating
Cellular component (GO): presynapse; glutamatergic synapse; cytoplasm
Molecular function (GO): protein binding
Source: RefSeq, a predicted model, not a curated record
AGUGCAACGUUGGGAGACGUGUUGCGUGGCUGCUGCUUGUGCUGUAAACUUCAAACUACAGCAACUAUUUUAAAACACAAUUCCCCCUUUCGAGGUCCAGGUGGCAACGCUGACGGUGCAAGAUGUCCGUGGCAGGAUUUAAGAAGCAAUUCUACAAAGCCAGUCAGAUGGUGAGUGAGAAGGUUGGCGGGGCAGAGGGAACCAAACUGGAUGAAGACUUCAAGGACCUUGAAAGGAGAGCAGAUAUUACCAGCAAAGCUGUGGUGGAAGUCCUCAAUAAAACAUCAGAGUACCUCCAGCCCAAUCCUGCAACAAGAGCUAAGCUCUCCAUGCUCAACACAGUGUCCAAAAUGCGCGGGCAAGUCAACAGUCCUGGCUACCCCCAGCCUGAGGGCCUCCUGGGGGAGUGCAUGACAAAGUAUGGACGGGAUAUGGGCGAGGAGACCAAUUUUGGUGGGGCUCUAACAGACAUUGGAGAGACAAUGAAAAGGAUGGCUGAGGUCAAGGACUCUCUGGAUAUUGAUGUGAAGCAGAACUUUAUAGACCCACUGCAGGCAGUCGCCGAGAAGGAUAUUAAAGACAUUCAGCACCACCUAAAGAAGCUGGAGGGCCGUCGUCUCGACUAUGAUUAUAAAAAGAAACGUCAAGGUAAAAUCCAAGAUGAAGAGAUCAGGCAAGCCCUGGAGAAGUUCCAUGAGUCAAAAGAGAUGGCUGAGGGCUCCAUGUACAACCUACUGGAAACAGAUGUGGAGCAGGUGAGUCAGCUGUCUUCUUUUGUGGAGUCUCUUCUGCAGUACCACAAACAGGCUUCGGAGAUCCUGGUGGAGCUUUCUGCCAAACUGAGCGAAAGGGUGAAUGACGCUCAGUCUCGUCCAAGACGUGAAUACACAGCCAGACCCAAACAAGUCUAUGACUAUGGAGAGGUAGAAAACUCUAAUGGAGCAUACCCACCAGCUGCAACAACCCCUCCAGCUUACUCUUCUGCCCCGGCACAAUAUCCAGGUCGAUCCUUCCAAAGAACCUCCAUCAAGAGUCAACCGUCUGAGCCGUGCUGUAAAGCUCUGUAUGACUUUGAGCCAGAGAACGAAGGGGAGCUGGGCUUCCACGAGGGGGACAUCAUCACCUUGGUCAAUCGAAUUGAUGAGAACUGGUUUGAGGGAGCCAUUCGUGGCAAAACGGGAUACUUCCCCAACAACUAUGUUGAAGUUGUGGUACCGCUGCAACACUGAAAACAGCAAAGCAAGAGGGAAAUGGCAAGAUGGAGAGGAUAAAAAUGGGGGAUAGAAGUGGAUUAUCAACUCUCAAUAACCAAAAAAUCUUUAUUGUAAUUAAAAGUUAAACCAAGACAGGGACCUAAUUUGUAACGAGGAGUUAUUUGAGUUUAUUUUUCAGAUUCUGUCAAGCUUUUUAUUUUUUUUUAAACUGAAAGAAGAGGGAUAUUCAGUCAAAAAAUGGCACCGCAAUGUGAGCAUUUACUAUAUCCCGAGUAUUUACAUUCAUGCUCAAUGCACCUGUGCACUUUCUAUACUACACCUCCAUCACCGGGACUGACGAAGCGAGAUCGAGAGAGAAUGACAUCUGUAACGGCAUGUUCAGCUGUAUCCACAAACACUAAGAAGUGCAAGUACUUUUUCUAUAUUCCUAACCUAUUUGAUAUUCACAAGAUGGCAUUUCUUGUUCUAUGUAUUGUUGAUGUUGGUACUACACACAUGCAAGUAUACGCAUGUAUACGCAUGUAUAAACACCGUCUUUGACAAUCCCAGUUUUCACUUCUGUGCCUUCUGGCUUUAGUACUGUUGUCUCCCUGGACUAGUUUGAGUCAACAUGGAGGAGUGGCCGCCCUUUGUCAUUGUUUGAGACGAUCCUCCACUGCCAUCUAGUGGUUCUAAAGAUCACUCUUAGCUAUUGGUUUGAGUGCCACUGUAAUGCAGCCUCCAUCUCUUCCCAAAUCCACCUUUGGUGUCUUGUGUUUUAGUGUGGAUUUUCUUUUCUUCCAAAUAGCUGGAGCCAGUCAACAGGUAACAUUGACUGACUACUGUAUGAAAUGUUUUUUCUUUAGUCCACCACUGCCAAUCAGAUAAACUCUGGCAGUUUGUUCAAGACCAAAAAGUAGUUUUAUAGUCUAUUCCAAAGGGCUCCAUAAAUAUGCUUUAAUCACUUGAAUUGUUGCUACUUUGUUAAUGAUUUACAAACUGUAAAUGUACUGGCAGCCCUUUCAAUGUUUCUAACUGCACUCCACUCUCUUCACUCGAAGCUUAUUAUUUCCACCUUUGACGAGACUGCUGGUUGUCAUUAAAUGAAACAUGUUUUAAUACAGCCUCACGCCUGCCAUUCUGCAAAAUUAAUAUUGUAUGCAAACAGUCCCUUCAUAUACUUCACAUUUUAAAGAAGAAACGUUGGUUUCCAUUCGAGUGUAACCCACAACAAUGUAACAUGAUUCACCCCCACCUCAUUACACCAAAGCCAUAAGCGUCCUUCAGUUCCUCUAUUUUCUCAGGCUGUAUUGAUACUGCUGGCAGUGUCACGCACAAUGUUUUUGUGGGCUUUUUACUCAACUGUUUGACAAUGAAUUUCAGUCUGUUUUUGUUUUCCCCCAUAGUGCUGGGGUAAGCUUGGCUUUAGUACUCUAACCUAUAAUUUGGAGCAUGUAAAUUACUCUGAUGUGUUUUGUACCUGCCUCAGAUUUCAGGCUGAACUGUGCACCAAACCUGACAGAAAAUACUGCAUAACUAUCACCAAACAAUUGUGUACCGCAUUUACUAAUAAUGAGGAAGGUCUCUGCACAAUAGCCAGUUUCAGUUUCAAUUAAGUCUUUUACAAGCGGACUGUGAGGGUUUGUGCUGUUCACUAAAAUACCAACUUUCUCUUCCUGUCAUGAUCCCCACUCAUCUCUCCCAUCUCUGUUUAAACUGGGAGUGGAACAGACAGGUCUUUUCAGAAGGGAGGCUCACAGCAGUGGAUUAUGCCCUCCCUCCCCCACUAGUCUUUAUUCUCCACCUGCCCCCGUACCCCCACCCCCUUUCUCAUUAUCUGCCCCAUCCCAAUCCCAUGGUGCCUCUGGAGUCUCCUGGAAUAAUCUCCUCUUUUUUUUAUCAGUCUGCCUCGUAGAUGUUAUGUUUGCACGUCUCUAAUGUUAAUCAUGUUAUGUAUAGGGCUGUCGUCUUUGGCUGUGUGGUUCAGGUGUGGGUUUACAUGCCUCAUUACACUAAAUAAAAAGCCCUGAGUUUGAGAGGGAAGAGGAGGGUCAGGGGCUCAGGUUGAGCUAUUAUGCAGCUUGUAUAAUAUUAUCGAUGAAUAAUGUUGUCGUGCAAAGGACUAAGAUCAUUUAUUGUGUGCCGCUGCUGUCACAUCUGAAAUGGUUGUCUUAAUGCCGCGGCUGACAUUUAUUGCAACACUACAUUCUGUGAUUGCUCGUAUUGCAUCCAUAACCAUGAGUCUCUCAACUAUGCAAUAUUGAUAAAUGAAGUAUUAUCUGACUUAAGUUUUAUUUUAUUAUGCACAGCUUUAAUGGAAUUCUGUUCAAAUGUAACCGCUUUGCAUGAGUCUUCAUUACAGCCUGUGUUUUACGCAAUGCCUUAUUUUUGUAAUUGUGAAACUGGGAAGGCUAAAAGUGGGAUUAUCCUGGAUUAGUUUUAGGAUAUAUGGAUUACCUCUGUACUAAAUGUAAUCAUCUGUCUAUUGUAUACUUUUGUUACCAUGUAAAGAUAAAUGAAUCAUGCAUUCACUUCUUCUAAUAAAUAUUAAUUAAUUUGG